Molecule: messenger RNA, 2456 nt
Organism: Lactuca saligna
Lineage: Eukaryota; Viridiplantae; Streptophyta; Magnoliopsida; Asterales; Asteraceae
Source: the annotation of a GenBank genome assembly
CUCCUCCUAAAAACAUUCAUUGGUUCGUAAUACGUCCUACAGAAUCAUAAAAUUACUCUUACAAACUCCUCUCUCUCUCUCUCUCUCUCUCUCUCUCUCUCUCUCUUUUUCCUUAUCCACGACGACUUGAGGAGCAUACAUAAGCAACAUUCAGCACCUCAAGCUUAACUACUAUAUUGAUCAUUAUGAAUUUAUGAUCAUAUCUAGACCCUAUUCUAACUUCUAGGGCAUGAUGAUUACCACCUAAGUUCUUCAAAACUUCCAUGGCAGAAUUAACGGUGGGUGAUGGUGCUGUGGACGGUGGUUCUGCAUCUCCCACCACCACAAACAGGAAACAGUCAUACAUCACCGGCAUGCUUGUCAAAAACCCCGGCGUACCCAUAUUCCUUUCGGUGUUUUUAGUCACGCUUUUCAUCACUGCAGCUGUAUUCACUCGUUGGGUUGAUGUUUCUAUCAUAACGGCUCAAUUUCGUCAAAAAGAUAUUCUACCAUUUGAAGACAACGAAACUACCAAUAAUUCAAUAGUCGAAUCAUGUCCGGAAUACUUCCGAUGGAUUCAUGAGGAUUUGAAGCCAUGGAAAAACAUCGGAAUCAACAAAGAAAUGGUGGAAAAAGCUAGAGAAAAAGCGCAUUUCAGACUAAUCAUACUUGAUGGGAGGCUUUACAUGGAGAAAUAUGAUUAUGUUUUCCAAACUCGAGAUGUUUUCACAAUUUGGGGGAUUCUACAACUCCUCAAACUCUACCCUGGAAAAAUCCCCGACCUUGAUUUGAUGUUUAUGUGCCAUGAUUGGCCUUUAAUUCGUAAAGAAGAUUAUCAAGACAACAGCACAACCAUACCACCAUUAUUUCACUAUUGUGGUGAUGAUUUGACUUAUGAUAUUGUUUUCCCUGAUUGGUCCUUCUGGGGAUGGCCAGAAGUUAAUGUAAAGCCAUGGGUGAACUUGAGCAAGGAAUUGGAACACGGGAAUCAGAAGAUAAAAUGGAAGGACAGGGAACCCUAUGCUUAUUGGAAAGGGAAUACGUACACCGGAAAGGCCAGGAAGGAUCUUGCAAAGUGCAAUUCUGAUGGCACACGCAAAUGGAAUGCCAGAAUUCACCAUUUGGAUUGGAGAAAAGGAUUUAAGGAGACCGAUCUAGCAAACCAAUGUACAUAUAGGUACAAAAUAUAUGUAGAAGGAAAUGCAUGGUCGGUUAGCGAGAAAUACAUUUUGGCAUGUGACUCGAUGAGUCUUGUCAUAACUCCACAUUACUAUGAUUUUUUCACAAGAGGUUUAACACCAACCAUUCACUAUUGGCCUAUAGACGAACACAAAAAAUGCAGUUCGAUUAAGUUUGCAGUUGACUGGGGAAACAAAAAUAUAGAAAAGGCACAAGAAAUAGGAAGAAGAGGGAGUGAAUUCGUUAAAAAUGAGCUACAAAUGAAGUUUGUAUACGAUUACAUGCUCCAUCUUUUAACAGAAUACUCGAAGCUUUUGAAAUACAAACCAUUUAUCACGAAAAAUGCAGUUGAAGUUUGUUCAUGUUUUGGAAAAGGGCUAGUGAAGGAAUUUAAGAAGAUAUCUAUGGUAAUCGGUCCAACAAAGGCGAGUCCUUGCACCAUGCAGCCUCCGUAUGAGGAUUUUGAACUUGAAUCUUUACUCUUUAUGAAAUUAAACUUAACAAGGCAAGUCGGAAUUUGGGAAGCAAGCAAGCGUAUUUAGCGUACACAAUUUUUUUUAUAGGAUUUGUUUUAGAAUUUUGACCAAGAGGCGAAAAAUCGGUGCAAUUUACUGUUUCCUAUUAGUAUACGAGGUGUUGAUGUAAUUGUAUUAUGGUAUAUAUGUAUACACCAAAGGAGAUGAUAAAUGUUUUAUGUGACAUGCUCCAAGCACAUAUGUUGAAGACAAGAGUUUCAUACCUAUUUACGGGGGCGGCUCAAGGAAUUUAAAGGCUUUAAGCAAGCCUUUCAAGUAAGCAAACAGUUUAGAACUUGAGACCUUUAGUUUUAUAAACCAGUUCUUUUAUCACCAAGUUAAGUUUCACAAUAAGCUUUAAAUUUUGGGGCCCUUUAGAAUUGGGCCCUAAGCCCUUGCUUAGUUUUUCAAAAGGUAGAGCCGGCCCUGCCUAUUUAUAGUUGAUCUAAUCAACAUCUACCAAAAGUUGUUAUCAUAUGUAAUUAAUCACCAUCACAAAAAGCUCAUUUAAGGGGUUGUUUAACAACCUUUAAAUGAUUUAGAGGCUUGAAAUGAAUCUUUUUCUUAGUGUAAACAUGCAGUUUGGUUAGAUCAUCCAUGAAUUGUGUGCAUGGUUGUGCCAGUGGGUAGGACACCUUACAUGAUGACCCAUGGCCAUCAAAUUUUUAGGACCCCAUUUUUAUAUGUCUUCUUAUAUUAAUUAACUUUGACAACUACAUCUUAGUUAUAAAGCUUUGAAUCUAAAAAACAUAAUAAUAUAGGUUGUGAGUGGGUGAAUAAAUA